Messenger RNA from Serendipita indica DSM 11827, 1257 nucleotides. NCBI's taxonomy places the organism in Eukaryota, Fungi, Basidiomycota, Agaricomycetes, Sebacinales, Serendipitaceae. The record is from the annotation of a GenBank genome assembly.
AUGACUGCAUUCGUCUCUCUCGCACUCGCUCUGGCCGUGGGCACAGUCACGGCUUCCCCGCUCCCCCAAGGAAUCGACCCAACGGGAUCCGCCACGCCAAUGCCUAGUGUCUGUUCUUCAACAUAUACCUCUGCCGCUGGGGAUACUUGUGCCUCCAUUGGUGCCAAAUUUGGACUUAGUGCUACCCAGAUCCAGUCCGCGAAUACCUUCCUCAACUGCGAUGAUAUCUGGACUUGGACGCCUGUGUGUAUCCCAGCUGGAGCGACUACUUCGAGCUCGACUACUGCAAGUACCCCCUCGAGUACCUGCGUUGCGACAUAUACCGCUGUUUCUGGGGAUACUUGCGCCUCUAUUGGAGCAAAAUACGGCCUCACAGAAGCACAGGUUCUUGCCGCUAAUACGUUCCUUAAUUGCAACGACAUUUGGGCGUGGACUCCCGUCUGCAUUCCCCAAACUUCCACUCCCCCGCCACCGACGUGCGUUACGACUUACACAUCCCAGGCUGGCGAUACCUGUGAAUCCAUCGAAUCAAAGUUUGGACUUCCGGUUGGCGCGAUCAAGGCCUCAAAUGACUUUGUGACGUGCAACGACAUCUGGCAAUACACGCCCAUCUGUAUCCCUCCUGGUGGAAUCACGGUUACUGCGACGCUCCCUACGACGACCGUUACUGCAACUACGACGACCUCGUCGGGAUCUACAGCUAGUCCAUGCGCAAGUGUCUACAUUGCGCAAGCCGGAGAUACAUGCACCUCGAUCGUCAAGGGGUCGCGCUCAGAGGGCCGUCAAAUCUAUUUGUCCAACCCGACCUUGGAUUGCAAUCAUAUCCCGGCCGGGACACAAGUCUGCAUCAAUCAAUAUGCUUACUCAUACAUCCAAACCGCUACACCUACGCCCAUUCCAACGUGCGCAAAGACGCAUACCGCCGUUGCGGGUGACACCUGCCAAUCCAUCUCGCGCACCCAGUCUUACGAUUUGGCCGCUGCCGACAUUGCCUCGGCCAACAGUUUCGUCAACUGUGACGACAUCUGGGCUGGUACGCAACUCUGUAUCCCUCAAUACACGUCUGUGCCAUACUGCAAGCACAUCAUCCAUGCGUCGGCGGGCGAGUCGUGCUUCAACCUCAGCCGCCCAUACAAGAUUGGAGGAAGCGAUAUUAUGGCUGUUACGCCUGGAUUGGAGUGUGGUGAUGAUGAGUUUGGGAAUAGCAAUGCCUAUGAAGGACAAGAGAUCUGCAUCCCUUGGUCAACCUUUUACUAG